AUGCUCCACAGGAUCAGUCCUCUUGUGAGCACUUUGCUGCUGGUGCUAAUCGCCUUGAAGCCAGGCAGCGCAGAGCAAGCUACACCACCAACGGUCAAAUAUACUGCAAAGCUUGAAGACGGCGUCCAGUGUCUUGACGAGAUCAACACUGCACGAGAGGCAGCCGGGUUGUCCAGCUUCACACAGGCUACCCAAAGCGACCAGUUGUCUAACCCGCCUAACUCCGAUUUAGAGCAAAACAGCGAGUGGAUGAAAAUUUGUCAACACUUGAUACCAACACAAGACGCAAAGAUUCAAGUGGCCUCAGAGGUAGACAGUCCGUUUAAGGAUGGAACGUACGCAUUCAAAUCUCUCACUGCCGCGAAACCCAGCUGCAACGAAACGGUCGAAUACUGGAAGGCAGCGCUCAAAAAUUUCACUGGACUUCCGCCGUCAAAGAAACAAGCCAACGGCCUGUACGACAAACAAGACAACGUUUCCUUCGUGGCUCUCUACAACCCCUCAUCCAGUGCCACUGCGGACUGCCGGGUCGUGACGUGCACUAAGAAAACAAGCUCUGACUCAGAUCUGCUUUCACAAUCUAAGGCGGAGGAGACUCCGGAAUACGGCUAUGCGCUGAUUUGCAAGACAAUGCCUGAUGCUCUUGCAGAUGAAAAUUCCGCCCCAUUCACGCAACAGCAGUGGGACGGGAUCGUCUCCUCCCUCACAGGUUCUGCAUCUGCCGCAGUCCCGAAACUUGUGGGCAUUUUCAUCCUCGCGCUCGGCAUGCUGGCACUGUGA
Molecule: messenger RNA, 780 nt
Organism: Eimeria necatrix
Lineage: Eukaryota; Apicomplexa; Conoidasida; Eucoccidiorida; Eimeriidae
Product: SAG family member
Exons: 4
Coding region: 1-780 (259 amino acids)
Source: RefSeq, a predicted model, not a curated record